GAAGAAGCUGAAAUUUGAGACAUCAAAUGAAUUAAUGGCUUUUAGAUAUAACGCGACGAGAAAGAAAUAAAAAAUUAACGUCGACCGGCCGAAGGUUUCGUAAGUAAAAAAAUAUCAGUCGACUGGUUUUGUUCAAAAGUCGGGCGGAGCGAUAUGGAUUAACAAAAUUUCAGAUCCAAAUCUCUCGCGGUAUAUUAAGGCAGAGUGGAUAUUCUUUCUUCGUAUAUUGCAGGCGAAUCAAGGUAAGUUGAAGCAAUGCAAUAUAAUGUAAAGUAAGGUAAGGUAAGAUGGGGGAUCUCGCCGCGUGCCUACUUUCUUCUGGAUUCUCUAGGUUGAUGGGGGGCCCAAGAGACACCGGGGGGUCAGUGGGGGGAAGGAGGAGGAAAUGAAGAGGGACACCGUAAAGCCCGUUGAACGACCGGACACAGUAUUCGACGAACUGGCGCGCUACUCAAACUAUAAAUCGAAUUUCAUCCUCAGUAUUUAUCGACUAAGUGUUACAACUUCUCUCCCAGAAUAAUUGUUGUUAUUUAUUCCCUGUUAUUUCGUUACAAGAGAAAUUCAAAAACAAGGUACAAAUCGCACAUAAAUUCUGAUAAAAAGUGUUUUUUCUUCAAUAUUCUCUCACGUUAUCAAGUGCGAAUAUUACCGGUCUUUCGACGUAACAAAAGACUACUGAUUCGUAAAUGUUGCCGUAACAGACCAAAAUGGUUAUCGCACGAGUCUUGUUUGGUGCACUUACGACCUGGUGUACCGUUCACGCUAUCACGGUCCCGAUCGACCGCUCAGAUGCGCAAAUAACUCCAACGCGAUCGUCUAUGAUCGCUAACGGAUGGCGACCUUUGACCGGGUACGAAAAUUUGGGAACCAAAGUUUCCCAUCAGUCGGGUAAUCUCGACAGAACUUUCCAUCAUCCGGCGAUCGGAAAACUUCAGGAGCACGUGCAGUCGGCUUCCGAAAAACAAACACACCAAGUGAAGAACACCCAGCAGCAGUCCAAGCAGGAAUACAAUCCGCCCAGUAUUUUGGGAAGUUUCAGCGUUUUCGGUCACGCGGCUACGAUGGCGCGAGCAAAACCGAAAGAACACCCGAAACAGCCGACUUCUGCGGCGACGCAUUACUCUUUUCUCGUACCACCGCCCCGAGACUCCUUUCGGUUCGAGAUCGAGCCACACCGGAAAACGAUAGUCAGGGAUAACGAGGCGUUCCUCAGACAGCCGAGUUUUAUCUCCCAAAGUCAUCAAGGGGAUGCAAAUCCCUCCCCAUUCUUUUCCAAGGGAUCGGGAUUCACCGCGUCCACCAACUCUCCCGGAUUUUCGAAAGGCAGACCGUUCAUCGUGAACGGUAUGAGUACAUACGGAAUUCAGCAGUCCGUCCAGCCCCAGAGAUUCAACCAGGCGCAGCAAUUCGAUAUUCAAAAAGCUCCCAACACUAAAUCGUACCUGCAACCACCGGGGCUGGAGAACGCCAGUGUAUUCGGAAAGGAAAAUAAAAAUCCCGAUAGCCCCGGUGGCUUCAGAUUCCACAAUCAACCGCACAGUGCUCAAAUUGCGAACGGAGGUGCGGGCAAUUUUUACAGUCAGGUAGACCACCCGGCGCCCUUCAAAAGCUCCUACGAAAGAGAUCCCUCGUUUUUGGUACACGAGAGCCAUGAGAUAAGUUACGCGACACCGCCGUCGAAUUUCGGUUUCAAUUUCAGGCCCUCUUUUCCGUUUGACAGCUUCAUGCCACCGAAUCGAUUCGGGUCUACGAGUCCGCCAAAAGUUGAGGGGAACAAAUUCGCGCCACCCCAGACCACCGGCGUGAGAAAUGAUCAAUACAAACAGUUCGAGUCGAACAGCAGUCCCGAGGAAUCCCUUAUCAAGGCACAGGGAUUGUCUCACGGGCUGCAACCUGGCACGUAUUUUAUCCAAGGCGCGGAACAACGACCGACGACUACGUGGCCCCAGCAAAAAUCGAAGUUUACCACCGAGAUAAAUGAGGUUCUUCCAAGGAAGAAUCCACCGGCGAAAUUCAGACCGGAACCAACUAGACCGAACCCAGUUUUCGGGCUACAGUCGCAAGUCAAUAAUCAACCGGAAGUUAUUUAUAUUAGACCCGGUAUACAGUCGCAAUUUGAGAAUCCGGUAUCUUCCGUGCAACACCACCAACAACAAACUACGCCUACGGAACCCGAAUACGAAACUCCCGAGAGUAUUUCUCUGAAACAUUUUAACGAACAGCAAUUCUUGCUUCAACAGCAACUCGUCCAACAGGACAGACAACGGCUGCAAGAACAGGAACUCCAAAGGCAGAAGGAACAGCAACGGAAACACGAAGAAGAGGUCAGAAAACGACAGGAGGAAAUAAGGCUGUUUCAACAGAAGGAGAAGGAGGCUGAAGAGAAGAAACUUGCGGAGGAGCGGUUGAAGGCGCAGCGGGAACGACAGGAACAACGGGAACGGGAGGAACAAAAAUUACAGGAAGAAUUCGAACUGCGAAAACAACAAGAAAUGCAGGAACAGAUCGAGCAACGUAAGCAGCAACAGUUGCAGGAAGAGAUCGAACGAAGAAAACAGGAGGAACUGAGGGAACAGAUCGAAGAACAGAAGAGGAUUCACGAGCAGCAAUUCGCUAUUCAGCAACAAGAGUACAACAGACCAGUUUCGAAUUAUCAGGAUCAAACCACGCCGCUGCACACUUUUAAACCAUCCCAAGAGACUUUCGAAACAACGGUGACCGAGCCGAGUAUAAGGGAAACGGAGACACCUCAAUCCCAAACGGAAGAACGACCUCAAGUCGGAGCGGAAGUUCGACCUUACCGACCGAAGUUCCCUCAGAGAGGAACGACCAGGAGACGCAGACCGGGACUCGUAGCUCAGCCAACUGAGGCAUCUGUUCAGGAAACCGGCACUUAUCACUCCCUCACGGAGGCAUCCGUCCAGACCACUUUGGAUCCGGAAGUGACCACUCUUCCUGUUCCAGUAACUAUCAGGCCCAGACCUAGAAGACCCGGACAACCCCAGUUGAAGAGAAAACGACCCUCGUAUACGACAGCGACGCCGCAACAAGAGGGCUCUUCGACAACCGGCUCCAGUAAUAACCGCCAAUCGGAAGCGGUCUCGAGGUACCAGAGUUUGGAGAGUGACUCUUCGAAACGUAGGAGAGUAAGGCCGACGCAACCGACUGUGUCGUCCGAGGAAACUACGAGCGAACGACAUUACAUAAGAAAACGACCAACGGGAUACAGACAACGGGUGAAUCACGGCGAACCGUUCGAGGCGGAGGUUGUAACGGAGAUAGUGAAGCCCACCAGAAUCAUCUACAAGGAUACGACGGAAUGGGAAAAUUAUCCGGAAAGUUUCAAGAAAAAGGAUUCCCAGGAAAUCGACACCUCAUCGCUGCCGUCUCAGACCUUCGCGAGUCAAGAUAUGGAACAAGUCUCGACCGCGAAUUCCGCACAACUGUUGGAAUUUUCGACCGAAACUGUUGCUCCCGAGGACGCGACGAGUUUCGACGAGCAAAUACGGAGCAGCGGACCGACCACCGUCACCGAGGACGGGUCGAAAAUUCCGCUGCAAAAUCUCUUCAACAACAUGCAAGAAGAGAAUCACGUCGAACCCGUUACCGCUCACGAUGAAGAUAUUCCUACGCAACCGGCACCGACCACAUCUACCACCACCACUACGACGACCACCACAACGACGACUACGACGUUGGCUCCGCCGACGACUUCGGAAAUUACUCCGUCAACCAGACCGUCCCAUAGAAUCCGACCCCUUAAAUACGGAAACGCGACGAGGCCCCGUUUCAGCAUAAAGGAUUACAAGAGUAGAUUGAGCUACAAGAACAGAUUGUCGCACGUAUCGACGACCGAAAGUUCGCCGGUUCCGUCGUCCGGCAGAAGAAGAAUCACGACGGAGAAACCGGACGAUUCGUCGUCGAACGCGGGUUCGGGAAUAAGGGAAACUACCGGCAGGUAUAAGUACAUGUCCAGAGUUACGCACAGGCCGAUAACGUACACAUCGACAACAGCUAGGCCCGAAUUACACGACGAAGAAAUAACCGAAAGACCGAACAGAUUCGUACCGAAAAGAAGACUCAAUUCAAAUUUGUACAGAAGCCGAAUUCCGACGAAUAAUUCCCAGCAAAAUAAAGUUGUCAACGAAGAUAAUAAGCAGAGCACGACUAGACCCGAAAAUAUAUUUUCUUCCGCCAUUCGGCGACCGAGACCGUCGUACAGGAACAGAAAUCAUCAGGAAUCGUCAACGCCGACGGAAGAGGCCACAGAAAUGACGGCGGAGGAGACGAGUUUCUAUUCGUCUAUGACGACGCCGCAGAUGAAAGAGGAUCCCAAAAACGCAACACCAACCGAAGGAACGUCUAGUGCGAAUACCGACGACAAAGAGAUAUCGAAUUUCAAAGAAAUGACUGCGAACGAGGUGAUGCAGGGUAAAGAAGGUGAAACUCUCGGCGUGAAUAGAAUCGAGGAUACCUCUGCGGCUUCCGAAAAAGCGGGUCUUGAAAUUCCGGAAAAAGAGGAACCGGAAGUAACCGUGGCGACCCCGACGCGAAGAAUGCAAGAAGAUCAAUUACAAGACGACGAUUCCGUUGCCCAAAAUGAGCCGAUAAUCCCUACGAUAUCAUCUUGGACAGCGGAACCUGGCGAAGAUGCCGAAGACGCUUACAUUUCCCAAAGAAUCGCGAACCUUACUAGUUCCGCUUCAGAAUUAUACGAACCUGGAAUGUUCAAAGCAGUUUCUCCGGCAACAGAAAGCAGGGUAAUCAGUCCCCACUUUGCCAUGGCAACUGAGGAGCCCACUCUGCCCAUUGAAGCUUUUUUCCAAGUAUUAGCUAAAAAAGAUGAGUAAAUAUCAGCGCCUAAGACUUUCAGUUAAGAAGAAGAAGAAAAAUAAAAAAAAGAACGAAACCUAAAAAGAAAUAGAAGUCGCUGCGCGGCGUUAGAAUCUUUCGUUUUUUAUAUGCACAAGAAACUCACUUCCAAGCUCACAAUCAGCCUCUUUAUGCAGCGUGUUCUUGUCUCGCAGUGUUCCAUGUAACAGAAAGAAAAAAGAGAUUGUAAGAAGGUGAAAAAUUCCAAGAAGAUAUAAGAAAAGCAUUACGGGGAUAGUGUAAUAAGAUAAUGAGGAUAUACGGUAAAUAAUCCUGAGGGGAUUGCAGAGAAAAUUUAUGAUCACAUUCUAUAUUCAUAAGUAUGUAGUGUGUAUAGUGCGGUCAAGUUUUUUUUUUCCCAACAAAUUGAGAUUUACGUAAUAUUCAACAGUCGAGAAUCGACGUAUACUUAACAUGUUAGUGUUAAUCAAAAUAUUUAUUUUCCUAAAAAUAUUCAGAACUCAUAAACAUGAUCGUGUACCUAUUUAAUAGUAAUAAUAUGUGUAACUUAUUGCGUCUAUCGUGGUGUAGAUGGAAUUUUCUAAGGAUAAAUGUUGAA
Athalia rosae (coleseed sawfly) is the source of this 5431-nucleotide messenger RNA. Its product is annotated as putative mediator of RNA polymerase II transcription subunit 26. The record is from RefSeq and is a predicted model, not a curated record. Lineage: Eukaryota; Metazoa; Arthropoda; Insecta; Hymenoptera; Athaliidae. The transcript has 4 exons. Bases 708 to 4850 code for a protein of 1380 amino acids.